AUGAAUCCUCGACGUUAUCUCCUUUUAGUAUCAUGUGCAAUAUUUACUAUAAAUGUACACGAAAUUAAGACCCAGUCCUCAAAUCCACCCAAUGAUAUAAUAAAUGACGCUUAUAAAAAUGGAACUUAUAAAAAUGAACUAAAUGAAUCUUCAGGACUAUCAACAAAUCAUAUAGAUGAAACAGAUGUAAAAAAGGAAUCUGAUAACAAUACAAAAAAUGAUUCUUUAAAUAAUGAAAUAUCAGAUACGGAAACAUUAAUAAAAUCAUCUUUAUCAAAAAAUGGUAAAGGGAUUAAAGCUAUUGGUGUAUGUAAUGAAGAUUUCAGAAUUUAUUUUGGUCCUUAUAUAUGGAUUUAUGUUACAUUGUCAGAAAAUAUAAUAAAAAUAGAACCUGAAAAUGGUGUAAGAACUUCUAUAAACUUAAACAAUUUAAAUAAUAAAUGUAAUGAUAAAAAAAAUGACACUUUUAAAUUCACUGCUAAAAUUGAGGAAGAUAUUCUAAAAAUAAAAUGGAAAACAUAUACUAAUGAAACUGAUCAAGAACCUAAAAGUGAUAUUAAAAAAUUCAGGCUUCCGGAUUUAGCUAAAGAUCUUACAUCUAUUCAAAUAUUCACAACAAAUACAAAAGAAAAUAUAAUUGAGAGCAAAACUUAUGAUAUAGACAAAAACAUCCCGGAAAAAUGUAGCGCAAUUUCAGCUAGCUGUUUUUUGGGAGGAAGUUUAAAUAUUGAGAGUUGUUAUCAUUGCACAUUGUUAGCUCAAAAAUAUCCAAAUGAUGAUGAAUGUUUUAAUUAUAUUUCUAGCGAAUUAAAAAAUAAAAUUAAUAAUGAUACUAUAAUAAAAGGAGAAGAUGAUUUAGAUGAAAAUUCAGACGAAAAAAUAUUAAGAGAACAUAUUUAUAAAAUAUUGAAAAAAAUGUAUAAUAAUGAUUCAGAUUAUUGUGGUAAUAAUAGAUGUAAUAAAAAAAUGAUAAAAAAUAUAAAAGAAUUAGAUACUGAUUUACAAAUAUACAUCAAAAAUUAUUGUGAUAUUUUAAAAAAGGUAGACAAAAGUGGUACAUUAGAUUCUCAUGAAAUAGCUAAUGAAGUUGAAGCAUUUAAUAAUUUAGUAAGAUUGCUUAAUUCACAUACCAGUGAAAAUAUAUAUAUAUUAUUUGAAAAACUUAAAAGUCCAGCAAUUUGUGUAAAAAAUAUAAAUGAAUGGAUAGUUAGAAAAAGAGGUCUAGUUAUAUCAAAUGAAUAUGAUAUAAAUUCAUAUGACACUACAGAAGAACCUAAUAUAAAAAAUAUUUUAAGUGAUGCAUUUAAUGAAGAAGAUACAGAAGCAAUUGGCAAUGAUAUACAAAAUAACGAAAUUGACGAUGAAAAUGAAAUAAUAAAUUUAAAAAGCUCAUCAAAUAAAAAAUUAACAUCUGCUUACUUUAAUAGUAGUAGAUAUUGUAAUAAAGAUUAUUGUGAUAGAUGGCAAGAUAAAACUAGUUGUAUAUCUAAUAUAGAAGUAGAAGAACAAGGAGAAUGUGGUAUAUGUUGGAUAUUUGCAUCUAAGUUACAUUUAGAAACUAUUAGAUGUAUGAGAGGAUAUGGUCAUUAUAGAAGCUCAGCACUUUAUGUAGCCAAUUGUUCAGAUAGAAAAAAAAGUGAAAUAUGUGAUAUUGGUUCAAAUCCAAUCGAAUUUAUACAAAUUUUACAUGAUGUAAAAUAUUUACCUUUAGAAUCUGAUUAUCCAUAUUCAUAUUAUAAUGUUGGAGAUUCAUGUCCAACCCCCAAAAGUAAUUGGACUAAUUUAUGGGGUAAUAAUAAAUUAUUAUAUUUUAAAUCAGGAUCAGUAGAAUUUAUGAGUUCAUAUGGUUUUAUAGCUAUAACUAGUUCAAAUCAUCUAGAUGAUUUUGAUACAUAUGUACAAAUAAUAAAAAACGAAAUAAGAAACAAAGGUUCAGUUAUUGCUUAUAUUAAAACGAAUAAUGUAAUAGAUUAUGAUUUUAACGGAAAAAUAAUUCAUAAUUUAUGUGGUGAUGAUAAUGAUGAUGCUGAUCAUGCAGCAACUAUAAUUGGAUAUGGUAAUUAUAUAAGUAAUACAGGAGAAAAAAGAUCUUAUUGGUUAAUAAGAAAUAGUUGGGGUUAUUAUUGGGGAGAUGAAGGAAAUUUUAAAGUUGAUAUAUAUGGACCCCAAUAUUGUAAAUAUAAUUUUAUUCAAACUGUUGUUUUUUUUAAAUUAGAUUUAGGGGUAAUUGAGGGGCCACAAAAUAAUAAUCAAGUAUAUAAUUAUUUUUCUAGGCAUAUUCCUGCUUUUUUUACAAAUCUAUUUUAUAGUAGUUAUGAUAAACGUUGGGAUGAGCUUAGUUCCGAUGAAGAAUUAAAUAACUAUAACAAAAAUAUUUCGAUAUCUGGUCAAACUGAUAAUCAAAUAAACACUAACAAUGAUUUUUAUAACGAAGAUACAGAUUAUAUCAAUGAAAUAUCUACUUCUUCCUCGAAAAAUAUUUCAAUUCAGAAAAAAUUAGACAUUACCCAUGUUUUAAAAUAUGUUAAAAACAAUAAAACACAAACAUCUUUUAUAAAAUAUGAUGAUAUUCUUGAAAUAGAACAUGAACAUAAUUGUUCGAGGGUACAAAGCAUUGGUUUAAAAAAUAAAAAUGAAUGUAAAUCAUUUUGUUUAGAAAACUGGGUUAAAUGUAAGAAUCACCCUUCUCCUGGAUAUUGUUUAACAACCUUAUAUUCUGGUGAAGAUUGUUUUUUUUGCAACAUAUAA
Messenger RNA from Plasmodium yoelii, 2748 nucleotides. RefSeq names its product serine repeat antigen 4. The transcript is spliced from 4 exons. Lineage: Eukaryota; Apicomplexa; Aconoidasida; Haemosporida; Plasmodiidae. Gene Ontology annotation, molecular function: cysteine-type endopeptidase activity. The coding region runs from base 1 to 2748 and encodes 915 amino acids. The record is from RefSeq and is a predicted model, not a curated record. Gene Ontology annotation, cellular component: lysosome.